Didymosphaeria variabile is the source of this 2697-nucleotide messenger RNA. RefSeq lists its product as uncharacterized. Bases 1 to 2697 code for a protein of 898 amino acids. The record is from RefSeq and is a predicted model, not a curated record. The transcript has a single exon. Lineage: Eukaryota; Fungi; Ascomycota; Dothideomycetes; Pleosporales; Didymosphaeriaceae. Gene Ontology annotation, cellular component: Sin3-type complex.
AUGUCGUAUAAUCUGCCAACUAUGACCGCAGCAACGCGCGACAUGGACAAAGAGAGGGAAAGGGAGAAGGAUCACCGCAGACGACCGCCUACAUCUUCGCCCAUCGACACCGAGCCCGCUUCCGUUGCGCCAGCUUUCAAGCACAUGAAAUCGAACACUCCCGAUCUAUCCAGAGCAACCACAGCCAUCGACGACGACGCUACGCAGUUGGCUUCUACAAGCCACCAACGCUUCGUCUUGACCGACAACGUAGCCGCUCGAUACUUAGAGGAAGAUGCCGCUACGCAGGUGCUGUCUCGCCGCGAGAAGCUUGAGGGAUACGAGAUAUAUCUGGUGGAGCAGUGGGCAUGCUCGCGCAUCCACCCAACCUUCAUCAUCACCAACUAUACUGGAGAUCCGAAGGAUGUCGUUUACGGAUACGUGCUUAGCGUGCCCAAAGACGAGACACAGUGGUCGCCGCAGCUGAGAACCUAUUUUAGAGCUUUGGAUGAGUUUCAUGCGCGAAGAAGAGAGACAAGCUUGGGAACAAUCAUGGUUACGAAUCUAAGCAGUUUCCCCUCCUCUCUAACCAUCAUUCCCAUACCAGACGGCGAUCUGAAGAAGAACCGAGAGUACUUCUUUGUGAAUGAGAAUCUUAAAAGGCUUGGGUGCUCUGGUCGUACUGGAAUCAAGCUUGCCCCAGCGAGUGGUGCCACGCAGGCAAAGUUCCACCAACUCUACCGGACCAGCGACAAAAUUUCCCUAAACAGCUCCGUCAUCGAGUUGGUGAAGCUGUGUCAGGUCGCACUAGUGCUCUUUGGCAAGCUCGAGCCCGAGUAUGCAGAUGGUUUGUUGUGUGAUGUGACGGAAAAGGCGAUCAACGACUGGUGGGUCGAGUUUGGCAAUGAGUACUACACAGUGGAGCCACACGACGGUGUCCUUGGCCCUACAACUGUCGCUGCCCUGCUUGGCAUGCUUAUGGGUGCACGUAACAGAUUGCGAGCCUACAAUGCACCUGUUUCUAAAGACGUAUUCGACAUUGAGAGUACCCGCCGAGGCAUCUCCUACUUUCAGAAGGAUCAGAGGAUUGCGAAGACUCGUCAGCUUGACCGGCAAACUCUGGAGAGACUGCGCCGUGCAACCGCUAAAGCUGCAAGCAAAGAGAGUUGGGCGGUACCGCGGGCAUUCAAAGGUGCAGUAGCCGAACUUGGAGGGAAGGGCGGCGAAAUGGUCAUGGGCAUGGUAGGAGCAGGCGAAAAGGCCGGAAUCGCCGACAUCGAAACCACAGACAUCGACCGCUUCGUCGAGCUUGUAUCCGGAGAGCGCGCGAAAUGGCUAUGGCAUGGAAAACCUCGCAAGACGGGAAGUGGCGACAUGUUCAGCCGCCUGCCUCGAGAAGAACGGUCGCCCUCACCUGAAGAUCGAGGCUCAACGCAUAUUGCGGGCCUCAUCAAAAGAGAGUCGACGCUCGAAGGCCAUAGCUUCUCAGCACGCGAUAGUCGAGACGUUAAGCGCACCGAUUCUCAUCUGACAGUCGACAGUUAUGACAAAGAGAAAGACCCCAACUCAAAGCGCGCAGCCAUAAAACGAGCUACAGAGAGAAUCGAGACAGGUAGUGGUUUUCAUCGCAUCAAGGAUGUGGUUGGCCGGCGCAAUCACCAACCCAAACCCUCAAAAGAUGAGUCGCACCGCGACUCAUUACAUCUACAACAUACCAAGUCAGACCUUUGGCAUCCGGACUCUCAGAGCGCAAAUGGAAACACUACGCCAAAGAUAACAGAAUCCAAACAGAAUCACAACUUACGACGAGAAGCUCUAGUUGCACGUCGAACGGUGAGCAAUCACGGUCCAACAAUUACAAAGGCUCUGACCGAAACACCGACUGCAUCAGCUAGCAAUCUCGACUUGAGUCGUAUGAGCAGAUUUCAGUUGGAUGGCGCCCAUGAAUCGACAGCAACGACGGCAGCAGACAACCAGAACGCAUCCAAGCCGCAUACCGCUGAGCCCUCUAUAGCAGGUUCCAUCUACCACGGCAUCGAUCUCAACGACAAGCUUCCCAUCGACGAAACCCAGGACAUUCCUCCAUUGCUUCGCCGUACCCAGAGCUCCGAUCAACUCGAUCCCUACCACCGGACGCACCGCAAUGACGAUUGGUGGCCGCGGCAUCUUUCCUUCAGCAUUGCAGAGGAAAGCGUAUUACGGUGGAAAAACGCGGUGGCACUUGAUCCUAUAAACCCAGACCAAAAGCAGGAACUCCCGGAGGCAUUGGCUACUACUACGCUAGUCAGCGAGGAAGCGAAGAGAUUACAUCACAAGCUCGCUCUUCUAUCCUCCCUCGAUGCGCAAUGGGCCACGUCGCACAUCUCUACUAUAACAUCCUUGGAUUCUGCUGCCGAGCAAGACGCCAUGCAGCUCGACACGCUGUACUAUCCAGCGCUCGAAAGCUAUCAAUCCCUACGUGAAGAUGCGCAUGAGAUCAUAUCGGGUAAUCGCGCGAUCCUGCAGGAGCAAGUCAGGGAUCUGACUAUGUUGAGCGACAAGCUGGACUACGAGGUCGGAAGUCUAAGGAGUAAGGUGGACGAUGUAGAGGACGGCGUAGAAGAAUUAGAGCGCCUUGUCGAAAGCCUAGAGAGCAGGGUAGACGAAGUCGAAGGCGUGCUUGGCGGGCACAAAGAAGGUUGGCUUGGAUGGGCAUUACGAAUGGUUACAGGGCUUUGA